UUAUCCACUGUGAACAGGAAAGAAAGCAAUCCAAGCGGUAGAGAAAAAUACUUAUAGUGCUCAAGUCAGCUCUCUUCCCUUCGUUCUCGUUUCAACCUUCAAACCUCUCUCUCUCUCUCUCUACUUACUACUACGACCCAACCAAAUAAAAAAUUAGAUUCUCAGGAAAGAGAAAGAACUUUCCUUUUCUGUCUCGCACUGUGCUACUGCCUACUAGUGCUCUCUCUCUCUUGCACUAUUUCUUUGAUUUGAAAUAUCUGCUCCCCUUGUCUCUCUCUCCUCUAGAUUCUACCCUCGUCUGUGUUUGGUUUGAAAAUCAGAGAGAAGACAGCUAUUACGUUUGAAAAAAAAAAUUUACUCACUGUAGCGCAGGGAAAAGACCAUAGAGAAGAAAAGAUCGCCUGGUUUGGAAACCAAGGGAUACCCUUUGACGAAAGUUUUUUUCCUGCUGAAGUUAGGUUCGCAGGGCCUUGUCAUGUACCCGUACUCCAUCUUUCUUUAUUCUUCUUUGUCAACUCCCUUAGCGCAUAAGUUCAACUUCUGUCUCCUUAAGUAGCCAAAAGAUUUGUUUUUUUAUGGAAGGGUUUUUUUGGUAGUUAUGUUGUGAUCUAGUGGGAUUUAAUUUUCAUUCAAUAAUCUGUGUGGUUCUUGUUUUAAGUUUUUGGCUUUUGUCCCGUCAAUUUUUAGUUUAUGGAUUCUUGAUUUUCGGUCAAGGAUCUUAAUUGCAGGUGGGGACGAGGGAAGAUCACCAGUUCUACCUGUAUAAUUGAUUGUUGUUUCCUUUACCUUUUUUUUUUUUUUUUGGGGCUCCUUCAUGGCCACUGUUGUUCGCUUCACCCGCAAGCUGCUCUUGGAUGGUCCUUUUUGUGCUUUCUUAGGCGUCUGGGGGCAGGGGAUAUAAGUUUCUUCAUUUGCGCUUCUUAUCUCUUUCUUCAAGGGCUUGUUUGUGAGUGUGCGUUCAGAUUGAGUAGUGUUUUUUUCCCAUUGUCUCGAUCUCUCCUCUGGGGAUUUGAUUUUCCACUUGGGGAUUGGUGACAUCCUUUGUUUAUUUGUAAUUUGUUCUUCUUCCCUUGCGAUUUCAAGCUCCUUCUUUGUAGUUCUGAAAAGCAUUGAGAUUCUCAUGACGCUAGCUUCUUCUUCGCCGAUGGGAGCUUAGCCCUGCCUUGACUUCAGCUUGAGGAUAUUAUUUGGUUUCAUGAUGGUGGUACCGAGACAUUUCUUGAUGAGUUUUCUCCAAUGGGGGCUCUUGGCCUGCUUUCUUUGCUUAUCUCUGGGUCUGAAAACCUCAACCCAAUCCUGUGACUCUCGUGAUGUGUUGGCUCUGAGGCAAUUUGCUGGCAGCCUCACUAAUGGGUCUAUUAUCGCAUCAUGGUCCACUGAUAUUGAUUGCUGCAAUUGGGUUGGAGUGGUCUGUGAUAAUUUGACUGAUGAGACAACUGGUAAUAGAGUGACCAAGUUGAUUCUGCCUCAAAUGGGUCUCAAAGGGGUAAUUUCUACUUCUCUAGCGCAAUUGGACCACUUAAUUGUGCUGGAUCUUUCGUUCAAUCAUCUCCAAGGUGCGUUGCCCUCAGAAUUCUCCAAGUUGAAGCUGCUGAAAUAUCUGGAUUUGAGCCAUAAUAUGCUGUCAGGACCUGUUGCUGAAGCUCUUUCCGGCUUGCAGUCCAUUCGGACACUGAACAUUUCCAGCAAUUCAAUUAGUGGAAACCUCUCUGAGCUUGGGGAAUUUCCUUAUCUCGUUGCAUUCAACAUAAGCAACAAUUCAUUCAACGGUCAGUUCAAUUCUCAAAUUUGCAGUUCCUCUAAGGGGCUUCGCGUCCUUGAUAUAUCUGCCAAUCGCUUUGCUGGUGGUCUCGAAGGCUUGGGCAAAUGUAACACAUCUCUUCAUGAGUUGCAUUUGGAUAAUAAUUUAUUUUCAGGCCCUCUUCCGGAUUCUCUGUACUCACUGUCAGCCUUGGAGCAACUCUCGGCGUCUGUGAACAAUUUCUCUGGUCAGUUAAGCACGCAACUAAGUAAGCUCUCUAGCCUAAAGUCCAUAGUAAUUUCUGGCAACCAGUUUUCUGGGGUACUCCCAAAUGUGUUUGGGAAUUUGUCAGAUUUAGAACAAUUGGCAGCGCACUCCAAUUUAUUUUCUGGGUCAUUGCCAUCUAGCUUGGCUUUAUGCUCAAAGCUUCGUGUGCUUGAUCUUCGGAACAAUUCUCUGGCGGGUGGAAUUGAUCUUGAUUUUACUGGGUUGUCUAAACUCUGUAACCUUGAUCUUGCGUCUAAUCAUUUUACUGGCCCUCUUCCAAACUCCUUGUCAUAUUGCCGUGAACUGAAAGUUUUGAGCCUUGCUAAGAAUGGGUUGACAGGCUCAAUUCCUGAAAACUAUGCAAACCUUUCAUCGCUGUUCUUUUUGUCUUUGUCAAACAACAGCUUAGAGAACUUAUCUGGGGCCCUGUCUGUGCUGCAGCAUUGUAAAAACCUCACUACAGUUAUCCUCACAAAGAAUUUCCAUGGUGAGGAAAUACCAAAAAGUAUUUUGGGAUUUGAGAGCCUAAUGGUUUUAGCUCUGGGAAAUUGUGGUCUCAAAGGCCAAGUACCUGCUUGGCUUUUGAAUUGCAGCAAAUUAGCAGUCCUUGAUUUGUCUUGGAACCGUUUGGAAGGCAAUAUCCCUUCUUGGAUUGGUAGGAUGGACAAUUUAUUCUACCUGGAUUUCUCAAACAAUUCUUUCGUUGGAGAAAUGCCAAAAAGUUUGACACAGUUGAAGGGUCUUGUAUCCACAAAUUGCACUAGGCCAAAUCUGUCUGCAUCAGCCGGUGUUCCUCUCUAUGUCAAGAGAAACAAGAGUGCUAAUGGGCUGCAAUAUAACCAGGCUUCAAGUUUCCCCCCUUCAUUAUUAUUGAGCAAUAACAGAUUGAGUGGAGUGAUAUGGCCAGAAAUUGGGCAACUCAAAGCACUGCAUGUUUUGGAUUUAAGCAGGAAUGAAAUCUCUGAUACAAUUCCUAGCAGCAUUUCAGAGAUGGAGAACUUGGAAACAUUAGAUCUGUCAUAUAAUGAUCUCUAUGGAAUGAUCCCUCCAUCGUUUAACAAGCUUACAUUCUUGUCAAAGUUCAGCGUGGCAUAUAAUCACUUGCAGGGACAAAUUCCAUCCGGGGGACAGUUUCUAAGCUUUCCUAGUACAAGUUUUGAUGGCAACCCGGGACUUUGUGGUGGAAUAAUUUCUCAAUGCAAAACCAACAAUAUGGGAUGGAGGCCCAAUAUGCCUGCUGGUUCUUCCAGCAGAUUUGGUAGAAACAAUGUCCUUGGUAUAACAAUCAGUAUAGGGGUAGGGCUUGCCCUGCUUCUUGCCAUUGUUCUUCUGAAAGUAUCAAAAAGGGAUGAAGAGAAGCAGGUUGAAAACUUUGAUGAGGAAUUGGGUCGGCCCCCCAGGUUAUCUGAAGGACUUGUUUCUUCAAAAUUGGUUCUUUUUCAGAAUUCAGAUUGCAAGGAUCUCACAGUUGCGGAUUUGUUGAAAUCCACAAACAAUUUUAACCAAGCAAACAUUAUUGGUUGUGGUGGGUUUGGUCUCGUUUACAAGGCAAAUCUUCCAAAUGGCACAAAAGCUGCAGUCAAGAGACUUUCUGGUGACUGUGGUCAGAUGGAGCGUGAAUUCCAAGCUGAAGUAGAGGCCCUUUCCAGAGCUCAGCACAAGAACCUUGUUUCUCUAAAAGGUUAUUGCCGGCAUGGCAAUGUCAGAUUGUUAAUCUAUUCCUACUUGGAGAAUGGAAGUCUGGAUUACUGGCUGCAUGAGUGCGUGGAUGAAAAAUCAGCUUUGAAAUGGGAUGUGAGACUCAAGAUUGCAAAAGGUGCUGCUCAUGGAUUAGCUUACUUGCAUAAGGGGUGCGAGCCAUUCAUAGUUCAUCGGGAUGUCAAAUCUAGCAAUAUACUUCUGGAUGAUAAAUUUGAAGCUCAUUUGGCUGAUUUUGGCCUUUCAAGACUACUUCAGCCUUAUGACACCCAUGUUACAACAGACUUAGUGGGUACAUUGGGAUAUAUUCCGCCAGAGUAUAGUCAGACAUUGACAGCAACCUUCAGGGGUGAUGUCUAUAGCUUCGGUGUUGUUCUUCUCGAACUUCUUACUGGUAGAAGGCCGGUAGAAGUCAUCAAAGGUAAAAACUGCAGGAACCUGGUGUCUUGGGUGUUUCAGAUGAAAUCAGAAAACAAGGAGCAAGAAAUUUUCGACCCAGCCAUUUGGGACAAGGAUAAUGAGAAGCAGCUCUUGGAGGUACUGGCCAUUGCUUGUAGAUGUUUGGACCAGGAACCAAGGCAAAGACCCUGUAUUGAAGAAGUUGUUUCAUCGCUCGAUCGUGUAGGGGCUGAUGGUUUGCAGCAGUGAUUAUGAGUUCUUACAUACGUGACAGCUAGCUAUCUGGAUUUUGGUUGUUCUCUGACUGCCAACAUUUAUAGCAAGUUUGUUGUAUGGGGGUUCGGCGUUCUUUGGUUUUUUUUUUCCUGGUCCUUUUCUCACACUAUACUGAUACGUGUACUCUGUAAAAAAGGCUAAUUUUGGCCACCAGAUGUUCCUGCAAAUAAGAAUUAUAGAGGAUCUGCAUUUUCUUCCCAUUAACUGAGUUGUAAAAUUGUGAGUUUCAAUAUCA
Neltuma alba is the source of this 4616-nucleotide messenger RNA. RefSeq names its product phytosulfokine receptor 2. The transcript has a single exon. The coding region runs from base 1196 to 4354 and encodes 1052 amino acids. Gene Ontology annotation, molecular function: protein kinase activity; receptor serine/threonine kinase binding; ATP binding. Gene Ontology annotation, biological process: protein phosphorylation. The record is from RefSeq and is a predicted model, not a curated record. Lineage: Eukaryota; Viridiplantae; Streptophyta; Magnoliopsida; Fabales; Fabaceae.